UUUUGUUAAAAAUAUUGAAUAUUAUAUACAAAUGAAUUCUUUUUAUUCCCGUAAAUACAUACUGUUCCUUUUAUUCUUAUUAAAUCCAUGGACAGGUGAGAUAAAAAUAGGUUGGAUAUUUAGCUUAUCGCUUUACCUGAUUGCAAUUUUUUCGCCAUCGGAAAUCGGUAAAAAUGAUCAACGGCAUUCCCAAACGAUUUCCAACAUUAAAAAACUCAUAUACCAUAUUAUCUUCGUUUUUAGUUUCGUUAUAAAUUCGCGAUAUAGCCGGGAAGAUAUUGGGAAUAUCGCUAAUAAAUCGAAUAUUAGAAAUCAAUUUUAUGGAUUCAUUUCAUCAUACUCUAACCUGGGGUUAACUCUAGUGACCGCCAACCCUGAUGCUAAAAGGCUAUACGAUGAUUUGCUAAGUAAUUACAAUAGAUUGAUCAGACCAGUAGGGAAUAACAGCGAUAAAUUGACGAUUAGAUUGGGACUCAGACUCACCCAAAUUCUAGAUGUGCACGAAAAAGACCAAAUAAUGACAACUAAUAUGUGGGUCAGACAGGAAUGGUUUGACUACAAAUUAGUCUGGGACCCCAAAGAAUACGGAGGCGUUGAAAAGCUUCAUAUACCAUCGGAGAAAAUAUGGUUACCAGACAUAGUUUUAUAUAACAAUGCGGAUGGCAAUUACGAAAUAACGCUAAUGACGAAAGCAACCUUGCAUUUCAGUGGCAGAGUAUUAUGGGAACCACCAGCCAUAUACAAAAGUUAUUGUCCGAUCGAUGUGGAAUAUUUCCCCUUUGAUCAACAACUUUGUAGCAUGAAAUUUGGGUCCUGGACUUAUGAUGGCUAUCAAGUGGAUAUAGCUCAUAUCGAUAUGAUGGCUAUAGCGUCAUCGCCAUCCGAAAAAACUACUUUCCUUGCAUCGGGUGAUCCAAACUCCACGUCCCUUGUGAAAUUUAGUAACGUUUCCACAAAAGUUCCGGUUAAAGAUAAAGAUUAUUACGAGUACGGAAUAGAUCUUUCAGAAUAUUAUCCCAGCGUUGAAUGGGACCUAUUGGCUGUUCCAGCGCGUAAAACAAAUAAAUAUUAUCCAUGUUGCGCGGAACCUUACCCUGAUAUAACGUUUAAUAUCACCAUUCGACGGAAAACUUUGUUUUAUACCGUUAAUCUCAUUAUUCCAUGUGUAGGAAUAUCCUUCCUAGCUGUUCUUGUCUUCUAUUUACCCUCGGACACAGGCGAAAAAAUAACGCUCUGUAUAUCUAUACUUCUAUCCCUGACUGUUUUUUUCUUGCUUCUAGCAGAAAUCAUACCUCCUACUAGCCUCGUAGUUCCCUUGAUUGGCAAAUACUUAUUGUUUACUAUGAUCCUAGUCACCCUUUCUAUAUUUGUGACCGUUAUAGUACUCAACGUUCACUUUCGAACUCCCGCUACCCACAAAAAAAUGUCUCCAUGGGUUAGAACGAUAUUUUUGAAGAUUCUACCAAAGCUUUUGAUGAUGAGAAGACCUCCCAGGGACCAAAACACCAGCAAUGGAUCCAAUAAGUCUAAUAAAUCUCCCGUCAAUUCUUCCGGCUCUGGUUCUGGUUCGAGGAUGGGUUACGGUUUCGGUCCCAAACGCAAAAUUCAUAAUUUGGGACCAAACACUAGACGUUAUAUAGAUGAUGAUACGAGUUACAUGAGAACGACUGAUGAACACGGUGAAAGUAUAGGAGGAGAUCCGAAUGAGUUUUAUAAAUAUGGUUAUGGUGGCUUUAGAAACAGACCCCAAUUGUCAAAAGAUGAAAGCCUGGGCCCAAAAAUUUCCUCCUUCGAUGAAAGCUUUGAUUUCGACAAAUAUCCCAAUUCUGAAGUCGAAUUAGCUAUAGAAGGAAUACACUUUAUAGCCGAGCAUUUAAGGCAUGAAGAUGAAUGCCAACAGAUCAAAGAAGACUGGAAAUAUAUAGCAAUGGUCCUCGAUCGACUUUUUCUAUGGAUUUUUACCAUAUCUUGCGUUUUGGGCACUUGUGGUAUUAUCUUACAAGCUCCCACACUUUAUGACAACCGAAAACCCAUUGAUAUUAGCACCGUGCCUAGUUGGAAGAAUUUGGGAUAAUUUAGAAACAUCAUGUAAACGUUCAUCAUUUUUACUUUAUUCGAUAAAUUUAGGGAUUCGGAAAAUGAUGAAAUAAAAUCUGUCUAAAUAAACUGAAUAAGCAUAAGUUUUCUAACCUAGCGAAAUAUGUGGAAUCAUAACUUGUGCGCAAGCUAGAAGUGAAGAACAAGAUUUUUUUAAAAAUAUAUUACGAUUACAUGAAUAUUUUCUGUUUAUUUUAUACUAUGUAUUAUUUAUAUUAUUUAAUUAUAUUGUGCAAAAUAUUUUUAUGGACCAGCCUUGAUGUUCACAAAAAAUUUUAAAACUUAGAAAUAGGCAAACCUUCACAUGAAAAAAUUAAUAAGGCCCGGACUUGACAAUUUGGGAAAAAUUUUUUGCAGGCCGAACUUGGCUUACUGGUCGGGCCAGAUCUUAAAACCUUUUUGAAAAUUUUCAUGGCUUGAAUAAAUUUUAGCAAGAUAAGAAAUUUAAAAAUAUUUUUAUUUUUUUCGACUACAUAUAGGACUGUAAAUAAGAACGUUUUCCUGAGAAACAGUUGGAUGAGGAGGAUGGCAUUUU
Molecule: messenger RNA, 2632 nt
Organism: Gordionus sp. m RMFG-2023
Lineage: Eukaryota; Metazoa; Nematomorpha; Gordioida; Chordodea; Parachordodidae
Product: acetylcholine receptor subunit alpha-like
Exons: 10
Coding region: 32-2074 (680 amino acids)
Biological process (GO): nervous system process; monoatomic ion transmembrane transport; regulation of membrane potential
Cellular component (GO): plasma membrane; neuron projection; synapse
Molecular function (GO): transmembrane signaling receptor activity; acetylcholine-gated monoatomic cation-selective channel activity
Source: RefSeq, a predicted model, not a curated record